CGUUCCAGAGAAACAACCAAUUCUAUCCAUCUGAAUACAAAACGCCAAGAACUUUCCAGACCCCCUUGUGUCCUAUAUAUAAUUUCCCCUCCCACAGCCUCUGUUUACAAAUCAAUCGAUACAUUCUCUCUCCAAUUUUACGUAGAUAUCAUUGAUAUCAAUUAACGAAUCAAUCUUCGUUUCCGACGAUAUGCCUAGCCGAUUUUCAGGAACCGUGACCCAGGACUGGGAACCCGUGGUGAUCCACAAGUCCAAGCCUAAGACCCACGACUUGCGCGACCCGAAGGUCGUGAACCAGGCUCUCCGGUCGGGCGCCCAGGUCCAGACCGUGAAGAAGUUCGACGCCGGGGCGAACAAGAAGCCGCCGGCGACGGCCGUGAACGUGCGGAAGCUGGACGAAGCGGCGGAGCCGGCGGCGCUGGACAGGGUGGGGCUGGAGGUGCGGCAGGCGAUCCAGAAGGCGAGGAUCGAGAAGAAGAUGAGCCAGGCCGAGCUGGCGAAGCAGAUCAACGAGCUGCCGCGGGUGGUGCAGGAGUACGAGAACGGGAAGGCGGUGCCGAAUCAGGCUGUGCUGGGGAAGAUGGAGAGGGUCCUCGGUGUUAAGCUCAGAGGAAAGGCGCACAAGUGAUCAUAAAUAAAUGUUUUUUUAUUAAGGUAAUUGGUAGAUAGGAGGUCUAGAUAAAAGUGUUUCAUACAUACAUACAUACAUAUAUAUAUAUAUAUAUAUAUAUAUAUAUAUAUAUAUUUUGGGUAGUGGUUUGGAUUUUGGGGUUUGUUGUAUGGCGUUUGGAAUUUGUAAAUAAAUGUUGAUGAUGAGAAAUUGAGGAUGGAAAGUGCUAUAUGUAAAAGAAAAAAAAGAAAGAAUGUAAAAUGCUGUUUGUUUGGAA
Molecule: messenger RNA, 887 nt
Organism: Rhododendron vialii
Lineage: Eukaryota; Viridiplantae; Streptophyta; Magnoliopsida; Ericales; Ericaceae
Product: multiprotein-bridging factor 1c
Exons: 1
Coding region: 191-628 (145 amino acids)
Cellular component (GO): nucleus
Molecular function (GO): DNA binding
Source: RefSeq, a predicted model, not a curated record